ACUCUUAUAGCUAGAAUUAAUUGCAAAUAUAAUUCAACUAAUUAAUAAUCACUUAGAUAACCGCCAACUGCUAAGCACGUUGAACUAACACAUCAAUAACACAUAAGCUCAGCUCAGUAGAACUUACAAUAAAUAAAUAAAUAAAUAAUAUAAUCGUAACGUAUCAGCCAAUUAGAGUUAAUUAAUCAAAGCGGCAAUAAACGUAAAUGCUUGUGUAAGCCCAAAAAUCAAAUAAACUUCCAUAAACUGUUGCGAGUAAUCGGCGCGCUCAAAAGUAGGCAACAAAUAUUUGCACACUGCCACGCGCUCAACAAACAAGCGAAAGAGAGAGAGAAUAACAACGAUAACAACAAUAACAGUUGUAACAACUGUGCUACAAAUUAAGCCAGCAAAUACACCGCGCAUUCAAUAAUAACAAACAGCAGCGACAACAACAACAACAAAAACAACUUACAAGUGGAAAAUUCUCACCGAAUUUGUAACAACGACAACGAAUAGCAGAAGCAAAAGCAAUACAAAAUGCAUUCGAGGCUAAAAUUCUUGGCAUAUUUACAUUUAAUGUGCGCUGCCAGCAUUUGCACGCUGCUGGAAUUUAGCGCAGCUCAACAGCAGCAGCAACAACAAUCCCAGCAGCUACAACAACAAAGUGCAUCGUUAACCGAGAAAAUACCAUUAGGCGCCAUCUUCGAGCAGGGCACCGACGAUGUGCAAUCAGCCUUUAAAUAUGCAAUGCUCAAUCACAAUCUGAAUGUCAGCGCGCGUCGCUUUGAGCUGCAGGCGUACGUUGAUGUCAUCAAUACAGCGGAUGCAUUCAAAUUAUCGCGCUUGAUCUGCAAUCAAUUCUCGCGCGGAGUCUACUCAAUGCUGGGCGCCGUAUCGCCGGACUCCUUUGACACAUUGCACUCCUAUUCGAAUACGUUCCAAAUGCCAUUCGUGACGCCCUGGUUUCCGGAAAAGGUGCUUACGCCGUCAUCGGGCCUGUUGGAUUUUGCGAUCAGCAUGCGUCCGGAUUAUCAUCAGGCAAUUAUUGAUACCAUACAAUACUACGGCUGGCAGAGCAUUAUUUAUCUCUACGAUUCGCACGAUGGCUUACUGCGCCUGCAGCAAAUCUAUCAAGAACUGAAGCCCGGAAAUGAAACAUUUCGUGUGCAAAUGGUCAAACGCAUCGCCAACGUAACGAUGGCCAUUGAAUUUUUGCACACGAUGGAGGAUUUGGGUCGGUUCAGCAAAAAGCGCAUCGUGCUCGACUGCCCGGCGGAAAUGGCCAAAGAGAUCAUCAUACAGCAUGUGCGGGAUGUUAAGCUGGGACGGCGCACCUAUCAUUACCUGCUCAGCGGCCUGGUCAUGGAUAACCACUGGCCCAGCGAUGUGGUGGAAUUUGGAGCCAUCAACAUCACUGGCUUUCGCAUUGUGGACACUAAUCGGCGCGCGUUGCGUGAUUUUCAUGAUAGCCGGAAGCGUUUGGAGCCACCAAGUGGGCAGAACACAGCAGGAGGCGGCAGCAUGCCAGCGAUUUCGGCUCAGGCAGCGCUCAUGUACGAUGCGGUCUUUGUGCUCGUCGAGGCCUUCAAUCGCAUUCUCCGCAAGAAACCGGAUCAGUUUCGUGCCAAUCAUCUGCAGCGACGCAGUCACACAGGUGGUGGAGGCGGUGGCUCUGGCUCUGGCGGCAGCGGUGGCAAUACUCUCAAUGAGUCGAGCGCAUUAUUGGACUGCAAUACACCCAAAGGCUGGGUCACGCCCUGGGAGCAGGGAGAGAAAAUCUCACGGGUUCUGCGCAAGGUGGAAAUCGAUGGAUUGACGGGCGAAGUGCGCUUUGAUGAUGAUGGUCGGCGUGUCAACUACACGUUGCAGGUGGUCGAAAUGUCUGUGAAUAGCACCUUGCAACAGGUGGCCGAAUGGCGUGAUGAUGCUGGUUUCAUCCCCCUCCACGGACGCUAUUGGGGCGCGGCAAACGCGCGUUCGACGGUCAACGGUGGCGUUGGCGGCGGCAACGUUGGGGAUUAUGCACGCAAUCACACCUUCAUCGUGACCAGUGUGCUGGAGGAGCCAUAUCUAAUGCAUAAGGCUGGCGGCUAUGGCGAGCAGCUGGUUGGCAACGAACGCUUUGAGGGAUAUUGCAAGGAUCUGGCCGAGUUGUUGGCCACCACGUUGGGCAUUAAAUUUGAGCUGCGUCUGGCACAGGAUGGCAGAUAUGGGGCCGAGAAUCAGUUUGCUCCCGGCGGUUGGGAUGGCAUGGUUGGUGAGCUUGUCCGUAAGGAAGCGGACAUUGCCAUAGCAGCGAUGACGAUAACUGCGGAACGGGAGCGUGUAAUAGACUUCACCAAGCCCUUUAUGUCAUUGGGCAUUUCCAUUAUGAUCAAGAAGCCGGUGAAGCAAACGCCAGGUGUCUUUAGCUUUCUCAAUCCGCUCUCGCAGGAGAUUUGGAUGAGUGUCAUAUUGAGCUACGUGGGAGUGAGCAUUGUGCUUUACUUUGUCACCCGCUUUCCACCUCACGAAUGGCGCAUUGUGCGUCGCUCGACAAACGAUGGUGCCGCCGCCACACAGCAGCCACCUGGCAUUAUUGGUGGCACCGAGCCACACCCACACCAAGAGGCGAAUGCACAGCAACUUCAACAGCAGAAUGUCCCCGUCAAUGAUUUCAGUUUGUUGAACUCGUUUUGGUAUUCGUUGGCCGCUUUUAUGCAGCAGGGCUGCGAUUUGACACCACCCUCAAUUGCCGGACGCAUCGCUGCCGCCGUCUGGUGGUUCUUCACCAUCAUUCUGAUCUCAUCGUACACCGCCAACUUGGCUGCCUUUUUGACUGUCGAACGCAUGGUGGCACCCAUAAAGUCACCCGACGAUCUGGCCAGGCAGAGCGAUGUGCAAUACGGCACUUUGCUGCACGGCUCCACAUGGGACUUCUUUCAGCGUUCCAAGAUUGACUUGCACAACAAGAUGUGGGAGUACAUGAAUGCCAAUGUGCGCUAUUCGGUGCGCAAUUACGAUGAAGGCAUCCGCCGUGUUCGCACCUCGAAGGGCAAGUAUGCGCUGCUGGUGGAGUCGCCCAAGAAUGAAUAUGUCAACGCUCGAGCACCGUGCGACACGAUGAAGGUGGGACGCAACAUCGACACCAAAGGCUUUGGCGUGGCCACACCCAUUGGUUCGCCACUGCGUAAUCGCCUCAAUUUGGCCGUGUUGGCUUUCAAGGAGAACGGUGAACUGUUGAGGCUGCGCAACAAAUGGUGGUUCGAUAAAAGCGAAUGCAAUCUCAACUUGGAUAGCCAGGACACAACGACACCCAAUGAGCUAUCGCUGAGCAAUGUGGCGGGCAUCUAUUAUAUACUCAUCGGUGGUUUGCUGCUCGCCGUUUUUGUGGCCAUACUCGAGUUCGUUUGCCGCAGCAAGAGCUCACGUCUGAAGGCGCCGGCGAAUGGCUCAGCUGGCGGCAUGCUGGGCUCAUCAACAUAUCAGCGGGACUCGCUCUCCGAUGCCAUUAUGCAAUCUCAAGCCAAGCUGGCCAUGCAGGCGGGCAGCGAUUACGACGAACGUCUAGUGGGCGUCGAGCUGGCAUCGAAUGUGCGCUAUCAGUACAGCAUGUAAGCCCAAUUUUUGGCCAAGUUAACUUGUACAUAAACACUUAACUAAACGACGCUGGCAAUCAAAAAACUGGAAAGCGAAACAGGCAACAGGCAACAUUUUCUGUGUGGGCAAAACUGGCGACGUUCUAAAACUGUACAGUCUAAUUAUUUGUAUUUUUGAUAAAUGUAUACAAUGGGAGUGCAUAAUAAACUAGCUGUAAUUAGCGCUUAAGCGAAAAAUUAUUCCAAAUAAUAAAGCAUACAUUUUAAGCAGAA
This is a messenger RNA of Drosophila albomicans, 3833 nucleotides long. RefSeq names its product glutamate receptor 1 (gene GluRIA). Bases 520 to 3579 code for a protein of 1019 amino acids. Gene Ontology annotation, biological process: modulation of chemical synaptic transmission; synaptic transmission, glutamatergic. Gene Ontology annotation, cellular component: postsynaptic membrane; plasma membrane. Lineage: Eukaryota; Metazoa; Arthropoda; Insecta; Diptera; Drosophilidae. Gene Ontology annotation, molecular function: glutamate-gated receptor activity; transmitter-gated monoatomic ion channel activity involved in regulation of postsynaptic membrane potential. The record is from RefSeq and is a predicted model, not a curated record. The transcript is spliced from 14 exons.